UCAUCGGCUUUCUGGAAGAAUAUAUUCUUCCAAAUAUUAAAGAGAAGGAACUCUUAGACACAAAUUUUGAUGUUGAAAACUUUAAGAAAACAGAUCAGGUUCAAGCAUUCUUAACUGACCUACACGAAAUUAUUAAGAAUUUACAUUCCGAUGAAGGUAUAGAGGAAGCUGAAACAGAUAUGCUAGUAUCUAAUAUACUAUUUCAAAUUGUUGGCUUGCAUUGUCAUCCAUUUAGAGUUAGAAUACAUCCAUGGUGCAGACUAUAUAUUGCAAGCGAAGUUUACAUGAUAGCAAGACCUGAAUUCAUUAUUAGCAGAAAGAAUAUUUCUAUGGUUGUCAUAGAGAAUAAGCAUAUAGAAAAUAAAAACCUUAUCCCUACAAAAGGCUAUGGAGAGGCGCAAUUGGCCACAGAAAUACUUGCAUGUGCGAAUAAAAACAUGCUUAAAACUGACAUAAAUUUGGAUCAAAUUAUAUUUGCUGUCAGAGUUGUUUCUACAUAUUUUACAUUUUACAAGGUCAUAAUCCCUAGCAGAUACUGGAAAGAACUUGGUUAUGGAUUGCCAGAGAAGGAGUCAAUUAUAAUUAAAAGAUGGCCAGAAGGUAUGCAUCCAUCAAAUGGUCUGGAUAUCACAGAACCAAGUGGAAGGCAAAAUGUAUUGGAAGCAUUUUUCAAAAUUCGUAAACAUCUUUUGUAA
Molecule: messenger RNA, 695 nt
Organism: Dentiscutata erythropus
Lineage: Eukaryota; Fungi; Glomeromycota; Glomeromycetes; Diversisporales; Gigasporaceae
Source: the annotation of a GenBank genome assembly